AUGGCGGACGGAUUGCUUUCAGCUAGUCGAAGUUUCCAUCACAAACACGACGACGUUGGCGUUAUUACCGAAUCAUGCACAGUUUAUCAUAGGCGAUGGUAUAUUUUAGUAGUUUUCUCUCUGAUCGCAGGAGUGCAAGCAGCUGUUUGGAACACAUGGGGGCCAAUAACUGGCUCCGCCGAAGAUGUGUUUGGAUGGUCAGAUGGGACGAUAGCGUUACUAGAAAAUUGGGGGCCAAUUGCAUAUAUUAUAUCGUUCUUGUUGUUUUCUUGGCUCAUGGACAUUAAAGGUUUGUGUUUGUUUUUGCUAAAAUUCGUGGAGGUUGGGGAUCGGAUUCUGCAAGAUUUUGCUAUGACAAUAACAAGUUAUUGCGUGCACGUUUCAUAGCUCUUUGCGCGCGUUUACAUCCGCUGCAAUAAUCCAUGUUUAAAUUAUCUUCAAAAACAGCUUGUACCACUAGUAACCCUGCAAGCUUUUAGAUGAAACUACGCUGCCGAGAUCACUGUUUCAGGUUCUUAGUCAGGGAGUAGGGUCUUAUAAGCUUAACAAACUGGUUGAUUUCCUGUUGUUCAGACGUUCACUAAACGGGUUAUUUAUAAGUGGCCAUCAGCAGUUACUGUAUCAAUCGACACUAGCUUUUAUAAAAUAUUCGUAACAAUAUCGAUUGAUGUUAUAAAAUACACGACAAUGUAAAUGUCUCUAUUAGCUAGAUAAAUCUGAAGAAAAAAACAGCUCACUUGUUCAAGUUUAUAUAUUGCAUAACAGACACAUGUAAAUCUUUUAAAAGAAAAUUUACUGCAAAAACCACAGGUAACCCAGGCUCGCUGUUUGUGUCACGUACGGGUUUCAUAACGUGAGUAAACAUAGAGAACAUAUGAGGCAAAGUUUAGGUCCGGAAAUUUGCUAGAAAAUGGAAAUAAAAAUCGAUGAAACUUACCAAGUGGCGAGUUGUUGUUGUCCUUAAUAUCCGCCAUUUUAGUAGGUUAACGUAAGAGUUCUACAGAGGCUGCUGGCUUCACAUUGCAAGCUGGAGAUGCUUCUGUGGUUUCAGGGUUUAGAGAAAUUAAAUUAAAUUAAUUUAAUAUAGAAAUAAAAGUAUUAAAAGUCUUGUUAUUUACAUGUCCUAUCUGCUGCAUUUUCUGUAGGUCUGAGGGUAUCUGUACUCGUAACAAUUGCGCUAAUGUUCGUUGGAACAGGGUUACGUUGUAUCACAUCAGAACCAAAGAAUGCUACAUGGUGAGUGACUUGUUGGUGUAUUUUUUUAUUCUUGGUCCAAAUAAAAACAUGUUUUGUUUCAAAUUUAUUGUUGUGUAUUAUAUUGCUAUACCCAGAUACAUAAAAAUGACAAAUUUGUAAAAUUUGCUCCAAGGAUGUAUUUUAGCCUUUUAUUACAGUUUUUAAAAUGUCCAGAGUGGUUAUGUCUUUGGUUUGUAUUUAUUGUAUUAUUUUUAUUUUAUUGUCACAUGGUUUUAUUCCUGGCCUUUCAGCUCUUCGUCAAUCAUACCCAGCUACAACAUUCAGUUGACCUGUGGAAUAUUGUAAAAAAUUAUGACAUCCCCUUUUUAAGAAACAUCCUUGUCUAAUAAAUGCCUCCUUUCCCUUUACAAUGUUAAAUUUGUAUUGAUCAGUGCCCCUCUCUGAUAAACACCCCCUGUCUAAUAGACGCCCCCAUGACAAUUUCUCCACAAAUAUACCAGCAAAUAACAAAAAGGAGCACAUUAAAGCAUCUUGUUCAAUGUCAAAUUCAAAUGACGACACAAUGGCCAAGAAUGAAGACUCGGACAAUGAAGUUGAGAUUUGAAACAGAGAUAUGGAUCUCUAGACAAUUAUAUAAAUGUAGAUAUAUCACUGGAUCAUCUGGAUAUUCUGCUAUUUUAUUUAUUUUAAUUUAUAAACUCCCUUGAUAUUUUCACCAAAAACAUAUUAGUUUUGUUUAGCUUGUUAAAACCAUAAAAGUAGACGCUAAAUGCCUCCUAUCUAUUAAACACCCCCUCUUACCCCUAAAAUUAACUAGACGCCCAGGGUGCUUUUUAGAAGAUCAAUUUUAUGGUAUGUCCAGCAAACCUGUCUAAUAAUGGAAAAUUAUUUUUAUUUAAUGUAGGUUGAUCCACAUAGGUCAAUUUCUCAAUGACCUCGCUGCACCAGUUGCCAUGGGAGCACCACCUUUAGUGUCGUCAACAUGGUUUCCUCCUCAUCAAAGAGCAACAGCGACAGCAAUUGCUUCAUUAAUGAGCUACGUUGGAAUAUCUGUGUCCUUUGGUGUAGGCCCCUUUGUUUUGAAUCCCUCAGAAGUGGCUGAACCUCCUAAUGCGACCAUGCUUGAUGUGGCAGAUGUUGAUAAUAUUACAAACAGUUAAGUUUUACCUGUGGCAAAGUCAAAUGCUUGCAAAAAUUUGCUUUUGAGUACUGUAAUGAUAUAGUUGACUUGUGGUUCAACUUGUUCUGUGGUUCAAAAAACAUGAGGAGGACUAAAAUGUUUCUUUGCUCCUCAUCUUAGAUUAUUAUGGUUACUGUAAUGAACCUGCAGACACUAGCUAAGAAAAUUUAAGUAGAAGUCAAGCUGGCUUGAGAAUUUUUGUCCUUUAUUAUUUGGUAAAGACUGAAAUUAAUUCAGCUCCAAUUCUAAGUGAAAAAAUAUUAUAAAUGUUUUUGUCGUUAUUAUUGUAAAAGCCAUAUGACAGCAAAGAGGUUAAUUACUGUCUUGACUUCUUUCAAUCAACUCUCUCAUAUUUUUGGCCUUCCAAUCUUUAAAAGUUUCAUCUUUUUUGUUUUAAAUGGUCAUGCUUUAAUGUUUAGUACUUUUUUUCCUCAUAGAAAUGCCUUGGAGUGAAGCAGUGUCCAUUGCAAAAAGACACAUUAUGUUGUAUAUGUAUAUAGGUAAGUGGUUUUAAUUUGGUUAAUGUGAAAUUAAUGAUGUCACGUUUAUUUUAAAAGUAACAAAAUAUAUACUUUUUUUCAGACCUUCUGGUUAUUGUUACUGUAGUACAAUGUGAUGAUUUUUCUUUAACCUUUUGUGGUCUGAACAAAAAUUUUUCCCAUCAUGAUCAGCUGUUAAUAGACUAGUAGUUUGAUCCUGAAAUCAACAAAACUCUUGAUUGCUUAUUGCUUAUUGAGACAAUACUUAACAGUGUGCCCCAGGCUCCUUAAGUGUAAUAGUGUAAUCAUGUGAUUAAUGCUUUUGUAAUGUAAUAACCUUGUUUGUCUUCUGCCUUCUGCAGAGUUUGGAAUAGUGUGCCUGUUGUUUCUCUGUGUGCUGUUAUACUUCCCAGCAAAACCUCCAAAGCCACCCAGCUUUUCUGCAGCAAAGAAGAAGGUUGAUUACAUAGAAGGCGCAAAGAGGCUUAUGAAGUAAUGUACACAGUCAACAUAUAUUAUUGUUAUUAUGUUUUACACUAACUCUGCAUCGUUCCUGUCAUUUCUCACCCAUUUUUCCCAAUUUCUGCCACCUUUCUUCGAUCCAUCCCUAUUUCCUUUCUCCCUUUUCCUGCUCUAUUUCUCUCAGUUCCUGCUCUGCUUUUCCCACUUCCUGGACCAUUCUUUCAGUUUCUUCCUAUUUCUCCCAGUUCUUGCACCCUUCCCCUUUAUACAGUUCCUUCCCCUCUUUUCCGAAUUUGCCCUGCUCCCUUUUUACCUCUUCCUGCCCCAGUCUCUCAGUUGCUUGUCCUUUUUUCCCAGUUCAUAUUUCCCAUUUUCCAGCUCUUUUCACUUUCCCCUUUUAUCUGUCCCAUCUGUUCCACUUUUAUUUAUUUUCCAGUUUGUUCUCUUAUUUGUCCAGCUCAUGUCCUUUCUUUUAUGCAGAUCAUGCCUCCUUUUCUCUCCUUUCUUUUAUGCAGAUCAUGCCUCCUUUUCUCUGUUCCUAUUUCCUUUGCCCACUUUCCAUUCCCAUUACUCCAUCUUCUCAGUUCUUACCAUCCAUCUCUUUUUCCCAAUUCCCUUGCCCUUCCUUCCAGUUCCAGUUGGUGUUCUGUUAGUUCUCUCUUUGUACUUGAUGUAACAAGCUUUUUUGUUCACUGGGAUGAAACAAUGCCGGGGGAGUUAAACCAUUGGGACAUGGUUGAUCAAAAUUACCCAAAUUAUAAAAAAAGUGAUUUUUGUUUUUACUAUUAUAACAGAAACUGGCAGUUCUGGAAUUUGAAUGUACUCUAUGGGUCCACAACAGGUAAUGAACUUGCAUACUGCAUUUGCUCAAAUAACCACCAAAUCUUAAAUAAGCUCCACCUCAGUUGAAAGUUAAAAAUUUACAUUGAAGGAUUUGUAUGGAGAACUACUCAACCGUGAGUGGAUGGCAAGAGUUGAUUAUCCAAUACAAAUCCUUCAAAUUUUUGGCAGUCGUCGUAAUUGCUAAUUUUGAGAAUCAUAUAUGAUUGAAAAUUUAUAGGUUAGGCUAUUUAAAUAUGCUCUUUAAGUUCCUGAUAGAAGCAUUUUUCCAAAAAGAAUUGUUUUCUUGUUUACAGAAGGUUGAUCACAUGACCAACUAUUGACCAACUAGAAAAGGUCUAUUCAGAUUUAUCCUGACUUUCAUCCUUGAUGGUUCUUUUUUUCUGUUAUUGUUCAUUCUUCAUUAGCUUAGUGCACAAUGUAAAUAUCUUAAAUUGUCAUUUUGAAACCAUUUUUGUGUUUUAUGGUAGGUGUUUUCAGUGGAUGGGGCGGAGUUCUGGCUGUAAACCUCCUUUCAUUUAACUUGAAGCAAGUAUGAUACAGAUAAUUUAUCUCUAUCUUCUAUGAAUAAACUUUCAGGCAAUGUAUUGAUGUAGUUAAAAGAUACUCAUGGUGAUCAAUGACAGCCGAUCAAAUCUUUCACACUGAGCCAACGAUAUAAACUAUCUCAUACCGAAUGAUUGAUGUUAGCAGCGUCUGAACAGAUCUGAGCAAGUUAUUUCUUCCAGUCCAUAUAUAUUCAAUUUAUAGUUAAUUAUAGACACGUAAAUGUUUAAAUUCAGUUUUAUUGCUCUUAGCACGUGUUAGAACCGUGGUAGAAUUUACCACGCUAGGUUGCCCUCCGUAAUCUUUCCGAAAUAUGGUAAUGUUGUAGAAAGGGAGAAAACAACAGUGAAUAGAUUACUGAGGGCAACCAAGUGCGGUAAAUUUUUGCGUGCUGCAUGGGAAUUUGAUGUUGUGCUAAACUCGAAACAGUAGGAAAUCCCAGAGUAAAAAAUUAUCCAAAUCUAUCACAUCGCUUCAUUAUUUACUAAUUUUGCGCCUACGUUAGGCAACUUAAAAUGUUUCAAUGGACGCAUCUUAUAGUAGACUGAUCAAUUGCAGCAAUGAAAUUUUUUUAAGAACAUUUAUUGUCGAAUUUUGGUUUAAUCGCUGUUUUCAGGAAAGUGGCGUUAGAAAUUACAAAAAGAGCUCAGCAUUGUGUUUUACCCAGAUUCACAUGCUUUCAUGUUUUUCGAAAUGGCGCAAGUCUACUUGCGUUUAGCUGAUUGUAGAGUGUAUUAGGGAAACAUCUAAAAAGUAGAAAAUUAAGGUCUGAGGGUAUCUGUACUCGUAACAAUUGCGCUAAUGUUCGUUGGAACAGGGUUACGUUGUAUCACAUCAGAACCAAAGAAUGCUACAUGGUGAGUGACUUGUUGGUGUAUUUUUUUAUUCUUGGUCCAAAUAAAAACAUGUUUUGUUUCAAAUUUAUUGUUGUGUAUUAUAUUGCUAUACCCAGAUACAUAAAAAUGACAAAUUUGUAAAAUUUGCUCCAAGGAUGUAUUUUAGCCUUUUAUUACAGUUUUUAAAAUGUCCAGAGUGGUUAUGUCUUUGGUUUGUAUUUAUUGUAUUAUUUUUAUUUUAUUGUCACAUGGUUUUAUUCCUGGCCUUUCAGCUCUUCGUCAAUCAUACCCAGCUACAACAUUCAGUUGACCUGUGGAAUAUUGUAAAAAAUUAUGACAUCCCCUUUUUAAGAAACAUCCUUGUCUAAUAAAUGCCUCCUUUCCCUUUACAAUGUUAAAUUUGUAUUGAUCAGUGCCCCUCUCUGAUAAACACCCCCUGUCUAAUAGACGCCCCCAUGACAAUUUCUCCACAAAUAUACCAGCAAAUAACAAAAAGGAGCACAUUAAAGCAUCUUGUUCAAUGUCAAAUUCAAAUGACGACACAAUGGCCAAGAAUGAAGACUCGGACAAUGAAGUUGAGAUUUGAAACAGAGAUAUGGAUCUCUAGACAAUUAUAUAAAUGUAGAUAUAUCACUGGAUCAUCUGGAUAUUCUGCUAUUUUAUUUAUUUUAAUUUAUAAACUCCCUUGAUAUUUUCACCAAAAACAUAUUAGUUUUGUUUAGCUUGUUAAAACCAUAAAAGUAGACGCUAAAUGCCUCCUAUCUAUUAAACACCCCCUCUUACCCCUAAAAUUAACUAGACGCCCAGGGUGCUUUUUAGAAGAUCAAUUUUAUGGUAUGUCCAGCAAACCUGUCUAAUAAUGGAAAAUUAUUUUUAUUUAAUGUAGGUUGAUCCACAUAGGUCAAUUUCUCAAUGACCUCGCUGCACCAGUUGCCAUGGGAGCACCACCUUUAGUGUCGUCAACAUGGUUUCCUCCUCAUCAAAGAGCAACAGCGACAGCAAUUGCUUCAUUAAUGAGCUAUGUUGGAAUAUCUGUGUCCUUUGGUGUAGGCCCCUUUGUUUUGAAUCCCUCAGAAGUGGCUGAACCUCCUAAUGCGACCAUGCUUGAUGUGGCAGAUGUUGAUAAUAUUACAAACAGUUAAGUUUUACCUGUGGCAAAGUCAAAUGCUUGCAAAAAUUUGCUUUUGAGUACUGUAAUGAUAUAGUUGACUUGUGGUUCAACUUGUUCUGUGGUUCAAAAAACAUGAGGAGGACUAAAAUGUUUCUUUGCUCCUCAUCUUAGAUUAUUAUGGUUACUGUAAUGAACCUGCAGACACUAGCUAAGAAAAUUUAAGUAGAAGUCAAGCUGGCUUGAGAAUUUUUGUCCUUUAUUAUUUGGUAAAGACUGAAAUUAAUUCAGCUCCAAUUCUAAGUGAAAAAAUAUUAUAAAUGUUUUUGUCGUUAUUAUUGUAAAAGCCAUAUGACAGCAAAGAGGUUAAUUACUGUCUUGACUUCUUUCAAUCAACUCUCUCAUAUUUUUGGCCUUCCAAUCUUUAAAAGUUUCAUCUUUUUUGUUUUAAAUGGUCAUGCUUUAAUGUUUAGUACUUUUUUUCCUCAUAGAAAUGCCUUGGAGUGAAGCAGUGUCCAUUGCAAAAAGACACAUUAUGUUGUAUAUGUAUAUAGGUAAGUGGUUUUAAUUUGGUUAAUGUGAAAUUAAUGAUGUCACAUUUAUUUUAAAAGUAACAAAAUAUAUACUUUUUUUCAGACCUUCUGGUUAUUGUUACUGUAGUACAAUGUGAUGAUUUUUCUUUAACCUUUUGUGGUCUGAACAAAAAUUUUUCCCAUCAUGAUCAGCUGUUAAUAGACUAGUAGUUUGAUCCUGAAAUCAACAAAACUCUUGAUUGCUUAUUGCUUAUUGAGACAAUACCUAACAGUGUACCCCAGGCUCCUUAAGUGUAAUAGUGUAAUCAUGUGAUUAAUGCUUUUGUAAUGUAAUAACCUUGUUUGUCUUCUGCCUUCUGCAGAGUUUGGAAUAGUGUGCCUGUUGUUUCUCUGUGUGCUGUUAUACUUCCCAGCAAAACCUCCAAAGCCACCCAGCUUUUCUGCAGCAAAGAAGAAGGUUGAUUACAUAGAAGGCGCAAAGAGGCUUAUGAAGUAAUGUACACAGUCAACAUAUAUUAUUGUUAUUAUGUUUUACACUAACUCUGCAUCGUUCCUGUCAUUUCUCACCCAUUUUUCCCAAUUUCUGCCACCUUUCUUCGAUCCAUCCCUAUUUCCUUUCUCCCUUUUCCUGCUCUAUUUCUCUCAGUUCCUGCUCUGCUUUUCCCACUUCCUGGACCAUUCUUUCAGUUUCUUCCUAUUUCUCCCAGUUCUUGCACCCUUCCCCUUUAUACAGUUCCUUCCCCUCUUUUCCGAAUUUGCCCUGCUCCCUUUUUACCUCUUCCUGCCCCAGUCUCUCAGUUGCUUGUCCUUUUUUCCCAGUUCAUAUUUCCCAUUUUCCAGCUCUUUUCACUUUCCCCUUUUAUCUGUCCCAUCUGUUCCACUUUUAUUUAUUUUCCAGUUUGUUCUCUUAUUUGUCCAGCUCAUGUCCUUUCUUUUAUGCAGAUCAUGCCUCCUUUUCUCUCCUUUCUUUUAUGCAGAUCAUGCCUCCUUUUCUCUGUUCCUAUUUCCUUUGCCCACUUUCCAUUCCCAUUACUCCAUCUUCUCAGUUCUUACCAUCCAUCUCUUUUUCCCAAUUCCCUUGCCCUUCCUUCCAGUUCCAGUUGGUGUUCUGUUAGUUCUCUCUUUGUACUUGAUGUAACAAGCUUUUUUGUUCACUGGGAUGAAACAAUGCCGGGGGAGUUAAACCAUUGGGACAUGGUUGAUCAAAAUUACCCAAAUUAUAAAAAAAGUGAUUUUUGUUUUUACUAUUAUAACAGAAACUGGCAGUUCUGGAAUUUGAAUGUACUCUAUGGGUCCACAACAGGUAAUGAACUUGCAUACUGCAUUUGCUCAAAUAACCACCAAAUCUUAAAUAAGCUCCACCUCAGUUGAAAGUUAAAAAUUUACAUUGAAGGAUUUGUAUGGAGAACUACUCAACCGUGAGUGGAUGGCAAGAGUUGAUUAUCCAAUACAAAUCCUUCAAAUUUUUGGCAGUCGUCGUAAUUGCUAAUUUUGAGAAUCAUAUAUGAUUGAAAAUUUAUAGGUUAGGCUAUUUAAAUAUGCUCUUUAAGUUUCUGAUAAAAGCAUUUUUCCAAAAAGAAUUGUUUUCUUGUUUACAGAAGGUUGAGCACAUGACCAACUAUUGACCAACUACAAAAGGCCUAUUCAGGUUUAUCCUGACUUUCAUCCUUGAUGGUUCUUUUUUUCUGUUAUUGUUCAUUCUUCAUUAGCUUAGUGUACAAUGUAAAGAUCUUAAAUUGUCAUUUUGAAAUCAUUUUUGUGUUUUAUGGUAGGUGUUUUCAGUGGAUGGGGCGGAGUUCUGGCUGUAAACCUCCUGUCAUUUAACUUGAAGCAAGUAGGAUACAAAUAAUUUAUCUCUACCUUCUAUGAAUAAACUUCCAAGCAGUGUAGUGAUGCAGUUAAAAGAUACUCAUGUUGAUCAAUGACAAUCAAUCAAAUCUACCUUAUAUCGAAUGAUUGAUGUUGGCAGCGUCUGAACAGAUCUGAGCAAGUUAUUUCUUCCAGUCCAUAUAUAUUCAAUUUAUGGUUAAUUAUAGACGCUUAAAUGUGCCUAUUUAGCGUCAUUGCACCCAGCACGUGGUAGAACCGUGGUACCACGCCUGGUUGCCAUCCGUAGUCUUUCCGAAAUAUCGUAACGUUGUAGAAAGGGAGAAAACAACAGUGAAUAGAUUACGGAGGGCAACCAACUAGCGCGGUAAAUUUUCGCGUGCUGCAUGGGAAUUUGAUAUUGUGCUAAACUCGAGACAGUAGGAAAUCCCGAGCAAAAAAAUAUCCAGAUCUCUCACAUCACUUCAUUAUUUACUAAUUUUGCACCAACGUUACGCAACUUAAAAUGUUGUGAUAGAUUUUAUUCGAAACCAAUAGAUCUCUACAGUAACGGGCUUCUAUUCCGAUACACUUGCCAAAAACGAUAGGGUUCCACAAAAGUAACGGGCUUCUAAACCGAUACACGUGCCUUCAACAAAAUUACAAUUCUCUAAAUCGAAAAACUACUCCGUUCAAAGUGUCACAUGAUCACGUGUUCGAAACGUGAUCGGCUACAUCUAAGGUCAAAAAAUGUCACGCGCGAAAAGUAACACAAAACUCCGUGACAAAUGUUUCAAUGGACACGAAAAUAGGGCGUCUUAUAGUACACUGAUCAAUUGCAGCAAUGAAAUUUUUUAAAGAAAAUUUAUUGUCGAAUUUUGGUUUAAUCGCUGUUUUCGUCAAAGUAGCCUUAGAAAUUACAAAAAGGGCUCAGCAUUGCGUUUUACCCAGAUUCACAUGUUUUCAUGUUUUUCGAAAUGGCUGAAGUCUACUUUCGUUUAGCUAAUUGUAGAGUGUAUUAGGGUAAUUUGCAAAACGUGUGAGCGAUAAAACCUUUCCGGAAACAUCCAAAAAGUAGCAAAUUUGUCUGCAUAAAGUCCAGUCUUCAGUUCAUGCAUAAUUUAUACCCUUUUUGUAGAAACUGCAAGAUAUCUCGAAAUUCCUCUUCUGUGAAACUUCGCAAAAACGGAAGUAUGCGCAGCGUAAAUCAUUUGCAAAGUUCGGGUUGAUGAGGGCUGAAAUUCGUUUAAAGCUAAAACCAUUGUGACGACAUUGACACAUGAUAUUUAUUCCGAUCGCCCAAAAAAUAAUAUCAUAAUAAAGUUUAAUCCAUAUGUAAUAUUGGUUUUACCAUAAAGAUCAAUUUGUUUAUGUAUAAGAGAUUCAAAGAUGGAAGGUGUCGCUACAGAAUUAUUGUAUCGAGCCACCUUAAGCCCCGUUUUCAAGGGCACGUUUCUCAAUAGGAAAACUGGCCAAGCAAUACACCAAGUAAUGAGCAAACAGUGCGCGAAUUUUAUUAAUUUGACUGAAAUACUUCUUAUUUAUGCUCAGUUCAAAUCGGUGCGGCACAUUAUGAUAAUGUUUAAAAUGAUCAUUACUUGUGGAGUACUUUCAAGUAUAUUGCACCAAGUACAUCAGUAAUUUUAUGUUACAUAGUGCGCCAACAGUUGUUAUUUAUUUCACUCUUUAUGUGUUCAGGAUACGGCAGGAUGGAUUGGUUUCUAUGCCAAUAUAACAGGCUGUAUUUUUGGAUUUAUCAUGGCUAGGUAAUGAAGUUUACAAGUAGUACCCAGGGGGUAGAGGGUGGGGUAUUGAUGUUGUAUAGAUUACUUUUGUUCUGAGGGAGGAGGGGGUUAAUGUUAUACGGUUUAUUUUGAUUCUUAUGGCAUUGAUCACAGGCAGCCUAAGUUGACGAGUGAAAAUCACUGUUGAAUUUCAUAACGUAACUAUAUAAGUUGUACGGUAUUUUAUUGUGCGUUGAUGUCAUGUUAGUUUAUUUCAGAGUGAUUCUAGCACGUUUUUAUCCUGGCGUUGUCCUCUUUAUAUAUCGUUUACUAUUAUACUAUGUAAACUGUGGAUUUGGAAUCAAAUGGCGACGUCCCAGCUUACUGUUAAUAUGGUUACACAUGUGCAGAGAACACUUGUGUUGUCUUUUCCUGCCAGCAGAGGCACUUUUCCCUGUUAUUCGGUGGGCCAAAUACCAGGGAGAAGUAGCCUCUGCUAGCAGGGAAAUGUUGUCUUCCAUCAUCCUCAUCAUUUAAUUCAUUUGUUAGCCCUAAACCGAGGAUAAACCGAGGGUAAAUUGAGUCUUCCUGACUUAGCGCAUGGACUUUUUAUCUCCUAUUUAGAGAAUUUAAGGUCUGAUUGGAUAUGGCUUCGUUUAAAUAUUGUAGUAUAGAUCAUAAUAGGACCGGUUGUGAGACGUCGCGCAUAACCAAUUUUAAUUUGAUUCAUUGUUAGGUUUGCGGAUGUAUUUACAGGACACAUGAAGUUGUUUCUCAUUUUUCUUUUCGUGGGUUCUACUGGCUCCUUCCUCUGGUUUUCUCUGCUCUGUCAAGGUCUUAUUCCGUUUGGAAUAGGUACGUUUUGACUACAUCCGUUUGAACACCCCGUUUGUCUCUGUUCGUACGGAUCGCGUCUUUUUUAGACGUAAUCGGAAACCUAUUAGGGAGCUGAAUAUGCAAAAACGACCGCGACGUCUACGAAAAUGUCACUUAAAAAGUGUGUUUGCACUGCUUUAAACUUUAUAGCGCUUAUUCGAACUCGUUCAUGUCGUCGAAUUUUGGAGAAUAUCUCGGGAGUUGAAUUCUAAAGAAAAAGAGGGUCGUUUUUUAGUGUUCACGUCCUUCACAAAACGUGAAAUUAAUGAGUCAGUUUCAUGUUGUAGUUGUACAACGACUACAAAGACUGAAUAUACAAAAAAGCGUAAUGCACGUGCAAAGAUAGGAAAUAGAGCAAUUUGAUUAGUUUAUCGAACGGAUACAAACGCGCGUGGCUUUUGGUUGGUUAAGCGAACGCUCUGGUGAAAAAACGUCAAGCCCGAGAACUUUCUAGAAAUCAACCGAUAGUUCGCUUUGACGUCAUACUGCAACACGAUUGGCCAAUCGAACAAUGCCUUCUCCAUAUUAGGGUUUUCUCUGGCGGGAAAACGAAGAGUCCAUGUUUUGAUCUUCUCAUCCAUUGGCUGACAAAACAAAUAACGAACACUUACGGAAACCAUUUUUCAAGGUCGAAAAUCGCUCUAUUGUUUUGCUUUUAAACCUAUUGCUUUUUUUGCCGUUCUCGUUGCUGUCACCGGCGUCGUUGCUUAAGCUCCCCAAUAUUUUAAACUUUCCUCAUACUUUAUUCGUGUUUUUUUUUUCUUUUCCACCUUCAGUUUGGCUUUACAUCUCAGCUGUUCUUGGUGGCUGUUUUAUCAAUGGCUCUAUCCCUCUGUUUUAUGAACUUACAAUUGAGACAACUUAUCCCAUCGCUGAGGGAAUUCCUAUGGCUGUAGUUACCACUUCAAACCAUGUGGCCUGCUUGCUGUUCUUGGCAGCUCUUAUGAUCCCUGGUAUAGGUAAGUCA
This is a messenger RNA of Porites evermanni, 12554 nucleotides long. The record is from the annotation of a GenBank genome assembly. NCBI's taxonomy places the organism in Eukaryota, Metazoa, Cnidaria, Anthozoa, Scleractinia, Poritidae.